Messenger RNA from Oncorhynchus nerka (sockeye salmon), 4695 nucleotides. RefSeq names its product leucine-rich repeats and calponin homology (CH) domain containing 4 (gene lrch4). The transcript has 17 exons. The record is from RefSeq and is a predicted model, not a curated record. Gene Ontology annotation, molecular function: protein binding. NCBI's taxonomy places the organism in Eukaryota, Metazoa, Chordata, Actinopteri, Salmoniformes, Salmonidae. The coding region runs from base 897 to 2687 and encodes 596 amino acids.
GCUGCUUGCAUUGUCGUGGUGUGUUCCUUUAAAGGGGUUUUACUUGAGCGGGAACCCUUUCUCUCGCUCUCUUGAGCCCCCAACCCCCCUCUCUUUGUCUGAGUCAUGGUUUUAACCUGGUUCUCCCAGAGGUUUUCAUCUGUAUCCCUCGUGCUCUCUCUGUUAGUCUCUCUCCCCGUGCUGUCUCUUUCUAUCCCUUGGGCUCUCACGUUCGAUCACGUUCGAUCUAUCUCGUUCCUCUCCUUCCCCCAUUCCAUCUCUAUGGGAUCAAUAAAGAGCACUGUGUCUGUCCUGUAAUGUGUUGUCUCUGUCCCAUAUAUAUAUAUAUAUUUUUUGCUCCUAUCCAGAGCGACUCAGUCAGUUCAUUCCACUAGGUAGAUAACAGUAAAAACAUUUUUAUGUAACAGUUACUGCGACUGUUGUUUUGGAAUAUUCUUCCAAUGUUCCUUUCUCGGUGUCGGGUUAUGACAUCUCACACACAGAAGAGAUGGCAUGAGUUUUAAUGGAGCGCAUAUGCUCAAGAUCAGUCAAGUCUAGUGUGUGUGUGUGUGUGUUCAGGUUUAGCCGCUCGGUUGGGUGGAGCCUGUCGUCAUGGGAACCGUGCCCGCACUGAGGAGGUGUACUGGCAAGAGGAACGUUCCAGAACAUUUAAAGAAAGAAAAGAAAACAGUUUGAAUCCUCUUUGUCCCUUCCCUGCUCACAAACAGCUGUUUUUAAAAGACCUUUCUAAGAACCGUCUGUGCGAGCUGCCAGAGGAGCUGUGCCAGUUCAUCUCCUUGGAGACGCUCAGCUUGUACCACAACUGUGUUCGCUCCCUCACCCCCGACCUCUGUCACCUACAGGCUCUCACCUACCUCAACCUCAGCCGUAACCUCCUCUCCAGCCUGCCCCCCUCGAUGUGUCAGCUCCCCCUCCUGAGAGUCCUGAUCGUCAGCAACAACAAGCUGUCGGCCCUGCCCACCUCCAUACAUACCCUCACGCACCUCCGACAGCUGGAUGUGAGUUGUAAUGGCCUGCAGUGUUUGCCUGUGGAGCUGGGUCAGCUGGAGUGUCUGAGAGACCUCAACUUGAGGCGGAACCAGCUCACCACACUGCCAGAGGAGUUGUCCGAGUUACCCCUGGUCCGGUUAGACGUCUCCUGUAACCACAUCUCCCACGUGCCCGUGUGUUACCGCCACCUGCGUCAACUCCAGACCAUAGUCUUGGACAACAACCCCCUGCAGCAACCGCCUGCCCAGAUCUGCUCGAAGGGAAAGUACCACAUCUUCAAGUUCCUCAACAUUGUGGCCUGCAAGAGGAGCCAGGAGGAGCUGGAGAGAGCCCUGAGACCUACAGGGUUUAAUAGCUGUCUGUCGGACCAUGAGCUGUUCUCAGGUCAGUUUGGAGGUUUGGACUCUGGCUUCAACAGUGUGGACAGUGGCAGCAAGAGAUGGUCUGGGAACGAGUCUGCAGAUGACUUCUCAGAGCGGUCCCUGCGUAUGGCUGAGCUCACCAGAGACCAGAGGAACCUGGAGGAAGAGGUGGAGGACGACUCUUCCCUCACAGAGACCCCAGACACGGUGAAUGGGGAGGCCAAGCGGGUGGAUGUCAUAGCGUCACCGAGGAGCGUCACCGAGGAGAAAGAAGACUGCAGGGCGAAUCGUCCCUCUCCCCCCAUCACAGCGCCCCCGCAGGAGAACACAGCGGAAUCCUCACCACCACCCCAAACACAAGACUCUUCUAGAAGCAGUGUGGAGGUAGGAGGGGGGCUGUCACACCCGUCCCCCUCCAGUCCCACCCUGGAGGAGAGGAGGAGACCAGGUACCCUGCUCAUCUGGCAGGAGAGAGAGAGAAUCCAUCAGCAGAGAGACAACACGGCCAGAGACAAUGGUUUACUGAAGAUUACAACUGCCAAAACAGGAAGUAAUGUGGCGACGCUGUCUCAGACAGGAAGUAGCUCGAGUGCUCUGUCUCCCCCUAGUGGUAGCUCACCAGAGGACAACCACUCCCAGAACGGGCUCAGACAACGAUGUGCGAGUGCAGAUCAGAUGUCACUGUCUCAAACGGCACCGGUUCAGCGCUCUGUUAGCCGAUCAGACGUUCCGUCGUCUCCCAAGGCGUCGUCCCCUCCAGGCCUGAGUCAGAAACCCAACAGUUUCCUGUUCCGCACCUCGUCCCGCUGCAGCGUGAAGAGUCAGUUCUCCAUCUCAGGCUCCACACAGAGUCUGGUGGAGGCAGGCCGCUCUGAGUCUCGCUCCGUGUUGAGGCCAGAUGUAGUACAGCUACGUAAGACUCUGGAGUCGAGGUUAAAGACCGUCCUGCCAGAGGAUCUAGGUGAGGCGUUGUCCAAUGGAACGGUCCUCUGCCAGCUGGCCAAUCACGUGCGGCCUCGCGCUGUGUCCAUCAUCCACAUUCCCUCCCCAGCAGUGCCAAAGCUGAGCACGGCUAAGUGUCGUCUCAACGUGGAGAACUUCAUCUCAGCCUGUCGUAGGCUGGGGGUCCCUGAGACGGAGGUGUGUGUGUUGUCUGAUGUGUAUCUCUGUAAGCUGCCUGCUGUGCUGCGCUGUGUGGAGGCCCUGGUGAAAUGUGAGGUAGAGGGGGACAGCCCCUACAGCCCCUACUCCUCACUGCUCUCAGAGGGCUUCUUGGUCUUCUACAGCCUGGUCAUGAUCCUGCUGUACACACUGUACUACCACCUGGUCUCAUAGAUACUGAGGGGUGUGUGUGUGUGUGUGUGUGUGUGUGUGUGUGUGUGUGUGAGUGAGCUCUCGGACUGAUGUGAAUUUGACCACCAAUGCGAACAUUCACAGACAACCCGGACUUAAAUAAUCCACCAUGAUUUCAUAAACACACACACACACACACACACACACACACACACUCGCGCAGCUGUCCUGGCAUGAGGUAUGCAGAGUGAGAGACGAGCCUCACAACACAGGAAGGACUGUCAGCUGCCCCCUCCAGCCUCACAGCUGCUGUCAAAGACGUACCCAACGUGACAGUACACACACACACACACACACACACGGCCACAGCAGAACACACAGUCUGUACGUACAACAGCUGGUGUGGUUGAGCACAACAUGGAACCAUGUGAUUCAUAAAACAACCACUAAAAUCAUGCCCUUUAACGUUGAGAGAUUGGCUCUGGCCCAUAUUGAAGUCGUCUGACAUACCCUUUAGAUAAGAGGGGCCUUUCGAACAUCACAACCUCUGUGAAUGAUUAGCAGAGAAAUACCCUUUAGGUAAGAGGGGCCCUUUCGAACAUCACAACCUCUGUGAAUGAUUAGCAGAGAAAUACCCUUUAGGUAAGAGGGGCCCUUUCGAACAUCACAACCUCUGUGAAUGAUUAGCAGAGAAAUACCCUUUAGGUAAGAGGGGCCCUUUCGAACAUCACAACCUCUGUGAAUGAUUAGCAGAGAAAUACCCUUUAGGUAAGAGGGGCCCUUUCGAACAUCACAACCUCUGUGAAUGAUUAGCAGAGAAAUACCCUUUAGAUAAGAGGGGCCCUUUCGAACAUCACAACCUCUGUGAAUGAUUAGCAGAGAAAUACCCUUUAGAUAAGAGGGGCCCUUUCGAACAUCACAACCUCUGUGAAUGAUUAGCAGAGAAAUACCCUUUAGAUAAGAGGGGCCUUUCGAACAUCACAACCUCUGUGAAUGAUUAGCAGAGAAAUACCCUUUAGGUAAGAGGGGCCCUUUCGAACAUCACAACCUCUGUGAAUGAUUAGCAGAGAAAUACCCUUUAGGUAAGAGGGGCCCUUUCGAACAUCACAACCUCUGUGAAUGAUUAGCAGAGAAAUACCCUUUAGGUAAGAGGGGCCCUUUCGAACAUCACAACCUCUGUGAAUGAUUAGCAGAGAAAUACCCUUUAGGUAAGAGGGGCCCUUUCGAACAUCACAACCUCUGUGAAUGAUUAGCAGAGAAAUACCCUUUAGGUAAGAGGGGCCCUUUCGAACAUCACAACCUCUGUGAAUGAUUAGCAGAGAAAUACCCUUUAGAUAAGAGGGGCCCUUUCGAACAUCACAACCUCUGUGAAUGAUUAGCAGAGAAAUACCCUUUAGGUAAGAGGGGCCCUUUCGAACAUCACAACCUCUGUGAAUGAUUAGCAGAGAAAUACCCUUUAGGUAAGAGGGGCCUUUCGAACAUCACAACCUCUGUGAAUGAUUAGCAGAUAAAUACAUUUUAGUUAAACCGUUUUUAAAGGGCUUCCCUACAUGACUGCUGUUACCCCUCUAAUGCACAGCAUGUCUCUGUCUCUGUCUGACGAUGUCCUCUCUCUCUGUCUGACGAUGUCCUGUCUCUCUGUCUGACGAUGUCUCUGUCUCUCUGUCUGACGAUGUCUCUCUGUCUGACGAUGUCUCUCUGUCUGACGAUGUCUCUCUGUCUGACGAUGUCUCGUCUCUCUGUCUGACGAUGUCCUGUCUCUCUGUCUGACGAUGUCUCUGUCUCUCUGUCUGACGAUGUCCUGUCUCUCUGUCUGACGAUGUCCUGUCUCUCUGUCUGACGAUGUCCUGUCUCUCUGUCUGACGAUGUCCUGUCUCUCUGUCUGACGAUGUCUCUGUCUCUCUGUCUGACGAUGUCUCUGUCUGACGAUGUCUCUGUCUCUCUGUCUGACGAUGUCUCUGUCUCUCUGUCUGACGAUGUCCUGUCUCUCUGUCUGACGAUGUCCUGUCUCUCUGUCUGACGAUGUCCUGUCUCUCUGUCUGACGUUGUC